Drosophila subpulchrella is the source of this 1505-nucleotide messenger RNA. Its product is annotated as T-box-containing protein TBX6L. The transcript is spliced from 5 exons. Gene Ontology annotation, molecular function: RNA polymerase II cis-regulatory region sequence-specific DNA binding; DNA-binding transcription factor activity, RNA polymerase II-specific. Gene Ontology annotation, biological process: regulation of transcription by RNA polymerase II; positive regulation of DNA-templated transcription; heart development. The record is from RefSeq and is a predicted model, not a curated record. Gene Ontology annotation, cellular component: nucleus. The coding region runs from base 110 to 1363 and encodes 417 amino acids. Lineage: Eukaryota; Metazoa; Arthropoda; Insecta; Diptera; Drosophilidae.
AUCAGUUCGUGUUCCAGUCGUCGCUUUAAUAGAUUUCGAUAUACUACGGAAUAAUAUCACCAGCAAUAAAAAGAAGAUCAUAUCAUAUCAGCCCCAAAAACACCCCAACAUGUUGACCUUGCCCAACAUCGCCGAUCUGCGCCUGCAGCAGCAGAUCGCCCAGGAGAUAUACCGCCAGCAGAUUAUGCAAAGAUUACCUGAUCCCCUGUGCGGAUUACUGCCCAAUUUCGCGGGACACUUUGUGCCCCCGCCGCCACCACCGCAACCCACAUUGCCCGGAGAUGUGGAGGCCAAGCUGGAGAACAACGAACUGUGGCAACAGUUCCACAGCAUCGGCACCGAGAUGAUCAUCACCAAGUGCGGCAGACGCAUGUUCCCCUCGAUGCGGGUAUCCCUCAGCGGAUUGGAGGAGGAGGCCAGCUAUUGCGUGCUCCUCGAGAUGGUGCCCAUCGGCGACUGUCGCUACAAGUUCUCCGGAUCCCAGUGGGUUCCGGCUGGAGGAGCUGAGCCACAGAGCCCUCAACGGAUGUAUCUGCAUCCGGAGAGUCCUGCCACCGGAAAGCACUGGCAGUCCCAAGCCCUGCUCUUCAGCAAGGUGAAACUGACUAACAACACACUGGAUAAUAAUGGACAUAUCGUCCUCGCCAGCAUGCACAAGUAUCAGCCGCGUCUGCAUGUCAUACGCACCUCUGAUCUCGGCCAGAUCCCCUGGGCCCCCCAGCAGGCCUUUGUGUUCCCGGAGACGGAGUUUAUAGCCGUAACGGCUUAUCAGAAUGACCGCAUAACCAAGCUGAAGAUCGACAACAAUCCCUUUGCCAAGGGAUUCCGUGAGUCGGGUCAGUCGAGAUGCAAACGGAAGAUCAAUGACUCGCCACCGCCAUCGCAGGCCGAGGUAACCCAGGUGGAUGCCAGUCCGAUGGCAUCGCCGUUAGCCAAACGGUUGCGUCUGGUGGAGGAAAUUCCUCAGCAUCAUCAGAGUCAUCAGAAUGUUUCUAUGAUGCAGCGUCACUAUCUGCUGGAUACUUUGGAGGCCAAUUUCUAUUUGCCAGCGCCACCGCCGCCGCCGGCCAUCGAAUAUGCCAGGCACAUCGGAGGAUAUCCAAGUUGGGCCUACACCCCGCCAUCGCCGGCCUCCUCCGUCUCCUCCUCGUCAGCGGGCUCCACCAGCGGCGAGUCCGCUGCCGAGCGAGAGGCUGAUGCCGACACCUUUGUGGAUGUGGUUGGAACUGCUCCACCUCCUCCUGCUGCUCCUGCUCCACCUCCAGCUCCAGUUCCAGCAACCUCUCCCAGCGACGCAAUGCCCAAGCCGAAACGCAGCAGCUUCAGCAUCUCGGACAUAUUAGGAACCAGCUCGUCCAUUUAAACCAAGUCCAGUCGGGUGCAUGUGCUCCCAUUUGGGCCUGAAAUCGGUGCCUUGUACAUUUAAUUAGCGUUUAGUUGCCAUCGUCUGCGUAGUGUCUAAGCUGAAUUGUGAUAUUUUGCAGUUAAUUAGGAUUUCCAGGUAU